This is a messenger RNA of Wyeomyia smithii (pitcher-plant mosquito), 1466 nucleotides long. Its product is annotated as serine protease grass-like. The transcript is spliced from 5 exons. Gene Ontology annotation, molecular function: serine-type endopeptidase activity. Lineage: Eukaryota; Metazoa; Arthropoda; Insecta; Diptera; Culicidae. The coding region runs from base 1 to 1368 and encodes 455 amino acids. The record is from RefSeq and is a predicted model, not a curated record. Gene Ontology annotation, biological process: proteolysis.
AUGAAAUGGCACCACAUUAAACCGAUUUGUCUACCCAUUACUCCGGCAUUGCGAUCGCUGCAAUUGGAACGGUACACCGUGACCGGCUGGGGAUUAACCGAAAAUCACGUUGAGUCGCAGGUUCUUCAGGAGACUCUAGUUUCUCGUGUUAGCAAUGAUGAUUGCAAGCAGAGUCUCACUCGAUAUUAUCCCCAUGAGUUGCAACUAAGUGAUAAGCAUAUCUGCGCCGAGGGCAAAUUCCUAGUGGACACGUGCAUAGGAGAUUCGGGCGGGCCACUUGAAUUCUACACUGAGCAUCACAACGAGUCUCGUUUCGUACAAUUCGGGGUUUUCACCGCUCGGGUGAGCACCUGUGCGAGCGCCCCGUGCGUCACACCAAAACAUAAGGAUGGACUAUGCGUAGCAAUACAGCGCUGCCAGAAUAUCUACAACAUAGUGCGGAGUCCGCCCUCGGCGAACAUUGCUAACUAUAUAAAGCAAGCAGCUUGCAUAUUACCAGCAGUUAAACGCAGCAUCUGCUGUACAAGGGAAGAAGUGCUACAACAAAGCCUACUGCCAUCUGAUUGCGGUCACUCGUCCACUGAUCGCCUUGUUAAAGCUAAUAUUACACAAGUAUUCUCCUAUCCUUGGAUGGCUUUACUGAGAUACAAUCAAAAUGGAACGAUCGUUGAUCGCUGUGGUGGAUCGUUGAUCAGUAAUCGGUACGUCUUGACUGUGGCUCAUUGUUUAAAAAAGACUCCUUCCCUGAACAUAGAUCAUGUUCGUUUAGGAGAACACACCAGAAAUCAGGAAGAAUAUUGCAUUACCUAUGAUGGGGGUAUAGCAGAUUGCGCUGACCCAGUAGAAGAUUAUCAGAUUGAGUCAUUCGAUAUGCAUCCGGAAUAUAAUCGUCCCAAAUACCGUAAUGAUAUCGGACUGAUACGGUUGGCUCGCGUUGUGGAAUUCAAAGAUCACAUUCAACCAAUUUGUCUACCUCUGAGUCCUGAACUGCGGUCGAAGCGAUUGGAAAAAUACAUCGUGACCGGUUGGGGAUUGACCGAAAACAAAGUCGAAUCGCAGAUACUUUUGGAGGCGAUAAUUUCUUCGGUUAGCAACGAUGAGUGCUCACAGACACUGGCUCAACUUCGUCAGAAUGUGCAGCUUAGCGAUAAGCAAAUUUGUGCCGGUGGCGAGUCGCUAGUGGAUACGUGCAAGGGAGAUUCAGGCGAACCGCUGGGAUUCGACACCGAGUAUGACAACAAGCCACUUUUCGUACAAUUCGGGGUCGUGUCAUUCGGGGUGGACUCCUGUGGUAAAAAAUCCGUACCUGGAAUCUACUGCCGAGUGGGCAGCUAUAUGGAUUGGAUUUUAGAUAAUAUUAUGCCAUAAGUUUCGUACCGAAAUUUCAGUAUACGAAACCAGCAUCAAAAAGAGCAUAAUCAUAUUGAUUCUUGGGCAAGUUUCAUGUAAUUGACCGUAGAAAUAGA